AUGUCGGAAUUGAACGGGUCGUAUGACGAACCGCAGGCCUGGCAAGAUGGCAGAACAGAAAAAGACGUCCAAGAAAGGACGACACUGGCUAUCGGCAUAACUUCCCUUGUGCUGUUGGGUGCUGUUGCCGGGGUUGGAUUUCUCGCUUAUAGAACAGUGCAAGAACAAAACACUGCACCAGAUUCAGAUUCCAGCACCCAGUCACCUAAUUUAAGGACAGCACAGUUGACAGCUAUACCGUCUACUACAGCAAUUGUACAUGCAUCGACAAUGAAGCCUCCCACCUACAUCAGAGGAGGCACAUCAUGGCUUACGUGGGAGCAAUGGACAAACUGUGAUGUUACGUGUGGUGUAGGUGUCCAGAUACGAACUAGAUCAUGCUACACAACACUGUCUACCAAAAUAUGCACCGGAAAUCCACAACAAGCACGGACUUGUGCUGAUUGGGAAUGUCCAAGUUGCUUAAACCGGUGCAUAGAAGGAAUAUAUCGCGACGACUGCGUGGUUUGUGUUUGUGAAAACGACGUUGUCAUAGCGACAGUUAAUGAUAUAGCAGGUCGACCAGUGCACAAUGUUCGCAUUUCAAGAUCAGAACAGCCUCAUGCUACUGUGGCUACAACAGAUGAAAAUGGUCAAUUUAGAAUAGAUGGUGUUUGUAUAUAUUCGUCUGUACUGAUUGUGGAAAAAGAGCAAUUCUUAACGAAACGUGUGAAUACAUCAACUUCAUCGGUUGAAACCAAUCUCGGUGGCAGAAUUGCGUCAUUGAACAUAAAAAUUGAUAGAAUAGAGCCUCUAAGAAUAACAGACCAUCCCGAGGACCAAGUUAGUUAUACUGGACAGAAUGUAUCAUACUAUUGUUUAGCACAGAGUAACCCACAACCAACAUACUACGAAUGGUUUAAGGAUGGAAUUAUAAUUGACGAAGUCGUUUACGGACACAACAAUCUGCUAUACCUAUAUAAUGUUAGUAAAUCUGACGAAGCCCUGUACACAUGUCGAGCCAAUAGCGAAGUAGGAUCUAUGUAUUCACUUGGAGCAUCACUUACUGUAAUUGAAUCGGAUGAGGAAAUUUGUAAUCCAACGCCUAAACAAGAAUUAAUAGAACUGCCUGAAGAGUGCAGAGAUGUUUCGUCUGAGAAACGUUACUAUAACAUUGAGCCUCUAAGAAUAACAGACCAUCCCGAGGACCAAGUUAGUUAUAUUGGACAGAAUGUAUCAUACUCUUGCUUAGCACAGAGCAACCCACAGCCAUCAUACUACGAAUGGUUUAAGGAUGGAAUUAUAAUUGACGAAGUCGUCUACGGACACAACAAUCUUCUAUUCCUAUAUAAUGUUAGUAAAUCUGACGAAGCAAUGUACACAUGUCGAGCCAAUAGCGAAGUAGGAUCUAUGUAUUCACUUGGAGCAUCACUUACUGUAAUUGAAUCGGAUGAAGAAAUUUGUAAUCCAACGCCUGAACAAGGAUUAAUAGAACUGCCUGAAGAGUGCAGAGAUGUUUCUUCUGAGAAACGUUACUAUGACAUUGGUAAAUGUAGCAACAAACUUUGUCCUGGUUGCCAGGAUACCAUUUGCAGUGUAUCACAGGAUAAUUGUUGCAUACCUCUGUUAUAUAGUACACAUAACAUAUCAUGUGAUACGUUUGACAUGGUAGUGUCUGUAAUAACUCGAUGCAGUUGUGGUCCAUGCUUAAAACAACAAGUUAAGGUGGAGGUCGAGUUGUAUCCGCUGUUGAUAGAUCACCUCUCCGAGCUGCGAAACUUCUCAGUGAAAAAGUUGAAAUUGCGCAAACAAACAGCAAAGCACUUCAGAUACGUGCCGCCUUCUAUAACCCUUAAUGCGAGCGAAACAUCAAGUAUUCCCCUUGGCGGCUCAGAGGUAACUCCAUCUAUGGAACUUGAUAUACCAGCAGGUGCUUUUCACAGCGAAGAUGGCUCUGUGUAUGAAGGGAAUGUUAAAGGUAGUAUAACAUUUACAGAUCCAAUAGCAGAUGACGAAAACGACAAUCCAUUGCGAGUUGACGGAGACAUGGAAUUAUUCAUCGAUGCCGAGAAGGCUAAUAUAGAUCCAUCAUCAGACGAUUUGCCACACCUCUGGUUUUUAAAUCAGGAGUCAGGGGAAUGGGAAAAUAUUGGCGAUCUUCGAGUAUCAUCUGAGAAUCGUAAAAAAAGAAAUCUUGAAUCACGUACAUUUCUUGUAGGAAAUAUCAAUGUUCUUGCUUACGACCUAACUGAUCUACCUGCAUGCAACAUUGACCAAUUUGUAAACACGAGAAACGUGUGUUACCUCAAAGUCAGAGUUUAUGAAGGUGAAACUAUGUUACACCCACUCUCUGGUGUGGAACUAACCGCUAUAACAAAUGAACAAAUUGUGUUUGAUAGAUAUGCACCCGAUUUUGGAAGAGGUCGUUUCAGCUUUUUUAACAGGGCUACUACUGGUGUGGAUGGAAGUGCAUGUGUGCGGACUUUUUGUGCUCGCAAUGAUUCGUUUUACGUCAUUAACGUCAGUACAAAAUACGUAGGAACUUACUUAACUGUACAUGACCCAAGGAGCGUGUCUGCUGCAAGUCAUUCUGGAACAUGGCCACAAGAUUUAUUAAAUACUGUGGAAUUGAGUGAUGGAUCAACCGAACCAUCUAUUUUCAUCACGAUGAAGGGCCUCACGCCACAAAUGGCUGACAGCAAGAGCUAUUAUGGAGGGUGGUGGUACUAUGAUUACAAAUAUGAAUAUGAACUAUAUGAUUAUGAACAGUAUGAAAACCGUGAAUUCGGUCCAUUUUAUUGGCAUUGGUGGGAUUAUUAUUUAGCUAAAGACGCAUGCAUGAUGGCUAAUAAUACUGAAAAUCACGUUGUGUUUACAGGAAAGGGAAGACAUGGUGAUGCAUUUGCAUAUAACACUGAGCCAUACGAUAUAUGGAACAGUAAUGACGACUACGAAAAACUGCGUACUGAAUUGUCAUGGUAUCCUUAUGAAGGUGAGUUGAAACGCUCAUGCUUUAUAAAGAUAUUGGUUGAUAGCGACAGAAGUGAACGGUUCCGAGUGUCUAGUUUUGGCGGAGGAAGCACUGCUGCUGGAGACGCAAUGUAUGGUAUCCGUAUAGAUUAUUCUAAGCCAAAUCCUCCUAAUUCUGAAAUUUCUAAUAAGACUGCAGCUUGUAUUGAAUUCAAAUGCAGUGGAUUCAUUCGUACAGGAGACCCGUAUGAAGAAGAUGGCGUUUUAGGAGACGACCAGACAGUCAUGGAAAUAGCUCCCACGUCUACUUCAUACAAGAGAUGUAUAUUGAAAUACCCAGAUCAAGUAAACACGCAUUUUUUUGAUUUUGUAAUUUCGUCAGAUGUGCAAGACGAAUACAGACGUGUUCGUGUAAAGAUUCCGUCCAACACCCUAUAUCCAGAUAUCAAGACAGGCUUGUACGCAUCAAGUGGUAGUGGAAAUACUAGCUAUGUAAACGUGAUGGAGAACUGUUAUGCCGGAGAUGAGAGAGCAAGUCUAAUCAAUGGUUAUCCAGAUAGACCUGGGCAAAAUUAUGCAUUAGAAUACGAGUGCACAACAAAUACAUAA
Molecule: messenger RNA, 3558 nt
Organism: Saccoglossus kowalevskii
Lineage: Eukaryota; Metazoa; Hemichordata; Enteropneusta; Harrimaniidae
Product: cartilage intermediate layer protein 1-like
Source: RefSeq, a predicted model, not a curated record